AAACAUUAAUUCACUGAUAAACGUCAACACGUUAUCACAUAAACGUGAUAAUCGCACAAAGAAAUUGAUAGAGAAAAAAGUAGAGUUUAAUAGAGAAGAAAGAAGCAAAUUCAAUAAAAAUUAAGAAAUGAAGCCGUCUUUAGUUGUAUUAAUUUUGUUUCUUGGUAUGUCAGCCAUUGCUGUCGUGGACAGCACUGGAUGUAUUUGCUCAAAAUGUGAUGAGAAUGACAUAGUAUGUUCAAAUCAAAGCCUUAAUGAAAUUCCAACAUAUUAUGAUAUGCAACGAGAUCAUAUAACCAGUAUUGCUUUGCAAGAAAACAACAUUAAAAUAGUUAACGAGUAUUCCUUUGGUAAUUUAUCAAAUUUACAAAUUCUUCGCCUUGACAAAAACAAGAUAUCGAGUAUUUCUUCGAAAGCGUUUUAUGGCUUACCAAAAUUAAAUUCAUUAUACUUGAUUCGUAAUAACAUUAGUGACAUCCCGGAAGACAUGGUGGAAGAAAGUGCUCCCUUGACUGGUUUUAUUAGACUUGAAUACAACAUGCUGCGAACGGUCCCUUUAAAAUUUGUAUUAAAAUCCAAAAAAAAUAUCAAAAUCUCAGGCAAUCCAAUCCAUUGCGACUGUCUCUCUGUAGUAACAGAUGUAACACUACGAAAUUUAGUACAUGGAGAAUGCCAUACACCAACACACCUCAAAGGACGGCGCUUUUCUUCGUUGAGGUAUGCUGACGUAAACUGUGAAGUUUGUUCAAAUAACCCUUGCAAAAAUGGAGUGUGCUUUUCAAAAGAUGGAGGGAAAACAAGCAACUGUUCCUGCUUCAAUGGAUACACAGGUAGAUAUUGUGAAAAAGAAAUUGAAAUGUUUUCCGAUAACGCAAAAGUAAAUAACACCGGCAGUAACCUUGCAUGUGUUUUAAAAGGAUGUAAUAAGGAGAAUUUUAACACAAGUCUUGCUUGGAAAGACUUAAGUUUACACGAGCUAUUUAAUUUCACUUUUGUUAACGCCAACUUUCCGCCCAUGCAUAUUGCGGUAAACUUAUUUAGAAUUAUUAAUGGAAGCUCUAUCACAACAUUAGACGAUUUGUCCAGCAUCAACUUCGUGUUUGACCAGAUCGUUAAAGUAUUUAAACCAAAUCGGAAUUUAACGUUAUUCCAACACAUUAUAAACAUUGUUAGUGGAUAUAUGGACAUCGACGUGAAGUUAUUGGCACGAGGUCAAGAUUUUUCAAGAAAAUUAGUGCAAAAUCUCUACACAUUGCGAUCGGUAAUGGCAAAUGUUUCUAGCGAUGCUGACAAGGAUCAUCUCUCCGUUGAGUCCAAGAAUAUUCAAUUUUUUGUAACUAGACGCCGUAUUGGCGACAAGAGAAUACUUACUACAAAGUUACGUUGUAUCGGUUGUAAUGGACACGAUGGUAAUGACACGAAAUAUCCACCUGUGAGCAUUACCAAAACAUUUGAUGGUGGCCUUCAGAUGUAUUAUUUUAGCAGCAAUGUGUUGUUUUUAAAUAAAGAACAAGUUGAGAUUAUCAAACGUGGAGGAUUUUCAAAAAUAAGGACGAAUGUAGUAGUUCUGCAAAGCUCAGAAGAACACACAAAUACUUCCUUGGUGAAAGAUGGUUCUGUUUUGAAAUGUGGUGUACGCGAUCUAAAUUUAUUCAAAACGACUGGUUGUUAUUCAACAUUGAAUGCUACUUCACAUAGAACUUGCCAUUGCUCACUGUGGAUGGAAAUUUACUAUUACCCCCUGUCUGGCUUGAAAACAAACGAAACGCGCUACACAACCCCUUCUACGACAACACAUGAGGUUGAAAUAACAAAGCCAGUUGCACAAUCUCAACGACCUGGCCAAAUCAAUAAAAUUACAAUCUGCACUGGUAAACAGACUACUAACUGUUCUAAAAGUUUAGAUGUGUCUAAGGAGAUAGUUGAAAUGAUGUCGCAUGGAGCUGCCAUCAACAGUGCAGCUGAAGUGGAAAAAGCAGUUAGCACUGCUGAAAGCGUAGUCUAUUCCAUAAACAAUGCAACCGAAUCAAAAUGCGAGAUUAUGGAGAAUAUAAUACAAGCUGCAAGCAAUCUUUUAGACGCAAAUUCAACACUACUUGAAGAAGCAGAAACGAACUCUAAUUCUUCAACCAAAAUUGUUAAAUUGCUGGAGAAACUGGCAGAUAAAAUUGCUUUAACACUUCACCCACGUAACCAUUCUGUGUCUACUGAAAAUAUUGCAUUAUUGAUAUCACCUGUAACUCACAACGAAACGUUUAUAGAAGCAGACACCUCUGGACAAAAUAAGACGGCUGUCGUACGACAAACAGCACAUAAUCAGCACACCAAGUUGGCGUCUAUCAAAAUACCAGUAGAGGCAAUGGAACAAGCCAAAGGCUCAUAUAUCAUCUCCUACUUUUUCAAAAAAAAUAAAUUCUUUAUGACAAAAGCAAUUCCAAAUCUCCAGUCCAUUGGUGUGGGUGAAAACACCGUUGUCCUUUCUGCAAGCAUCGGUAACCGUUCUGUAUCGAACCUUACAAAUCCAGUAGUAAUAUCGUUUAAAAAAAAUGAUGAAAUGACUGGAGAAGAGAAGUGCAAAUUUUGGGAUUUCAAGCUUAAAAACGUCGCUACUAAUGCGUCAGGAGGUUGGUCAAACAAAGGGUGCCAAACUAUCCAAUCAAAGGAAAGCGAUUUUAUUGAAUGCAAAUGUAACCAUCUCACAAAUUUCGCGCUUAUUGUGGAUGUGAAUCAAAACUUUAACAACCCACUACGAUUAAAAUUUAUUUCAUGGAUAGGUUGUGGCGUGUCCAUCGCUGGUUUGAUACUCACCAUUAUAGUAUAUCUAUCACUUAGAACAAUUCGACAGACAUUUGCUUCCAAAGUUUUAAUAAGUUUGUGUUUGGCAUUGAUGUUUACGUUGAUCCUGUUUAUAUUUGGCGUUGAAAGAACAUCCUCUCGACUUGGUUGUCAAAGUAUUGCAGCUAUGCUACAAUACUUUAUUCUGGUCACUUUUCUGUGGAUGGCUAUUGAAGGUUAUAACUUAUACCGACAUUUCAUCAACAUUUAUAUCGUGCGCAAACUAUCAACUCGUGAAUUUAUAAAGAUGUCAUGUUUUGCAUGGGGUACACCUCUUGUGAUUGUUGCACUCACAAUUGUUGCUGAUCCAGAAAAAUUUGGCAAUAAUAAAUUAUGUCUCGUUCACGGACGAUCAUUUUACAUUGGUGUCCUACUACCAAUUAGCAUUAUCUGGUUUGGUAAUAUGAUGUCAUUACGUUUGUCUAUCGUCAACAUGAACAAACCAAGACUUAUUUUAAGAGAAUCUGACAAAAAGGAGUUUAAACUCAAGGUGAUGCGAGUGUUGCUUUGUAGCACACUACUUGGUGUGACGUGGAUAUUUGGAAUCCUUGCCAUUGGAUACUUGAGAGACCUUUUUCAAUUGCUAUUUUGUGUGUUUAAUUCAUUACAAGGUUUAGCCAUAUUUGUACUGUUUGUGAUAUGUCAUAAGGAUAUUCGAAUGGAAGUAAGCAGGGCGUGGAAGAAGAAUUCAAUGGAGAAAACUACCAAAAUGUACGACAGUUAUCAAAUACAAAGUAAAGGGUGUUCGAAGAAAAAAGAAUUUGUAAGAAAAUCAUGAACAUAGCUUCGAAGAAAAAUUUCAGUUUUAACUGGUGCGUUGCAUUAACGCGUUGUGGUGCUUACUUCGAUCCUUAUUUGAGCUUGGCGUGAAAUUGAAUAGUUACAACAUUGAUUUAAUCUUGUAAAUACAUUUUAUUUAUCAUAGCGAAUUUUCUUUCACAUUUUCCUUUAUUUAUUCGUUAAAUAUAAAUUUAAUUUUUAUAACUUAUUUUUUCUCUUUGUUUUAAAAUUAAAAUAACAAGAAAACACUUGCGCUUUUAACACUUGUUCUAAGUAUAAUCUGAUUAUCUUGAAAAGGAUGCAAGAGUCGUUAAAGCUAAUUGUAAACGGUUUUCGUAAAGAAAAGGUGAAGUAAAAAGAAUAUAUACUAGUCGUUGGCCUGUCAAAAAUCCACAGGAAUUCGCCUGUCGUAUAUUCUGCAUCGGUAUUUCGUGCGUUCUUGUUCAGUACUACUAUGCGGUACAGAGUGGUUACAGAGUUAUUAAAAAAACACUUCUUCUCUUUUAUUUAUUGUUCACCUGUUAUGGAAUUACUCUGCGGUAGUCAUAUGGUCACUGAUGAAAUCCAAUUAUAACUACACAUUUUUCUUUUUGUUACAACCUAGUGUAUCCGAAAAUUUGGUUUAGCACUAGGCCAAAUUUAAAUACACAUUAUGACCAUUGAAAAAUUCACAAAAACAAACUGUUACGUUCAGUUGCUUUCUACAACAUAUAUAACAACAACUAGCGC
Molecule: messenger RNA, 4344 nt
Organism: Hydractinia symbiolongicarpus
Lineage: Eukaryota; Metazoa; Cnidaria; Hydrozoa; Anthoathecata; Hydractiniidae
Exons: 13
Coding region: 128-3613 (1161 amino acids)
Biological process (GO): cell surface receptor signaling pathway; G protein-coupled receptor signaling pathway
Cellular component (GO): membrane
Molecular function (GO): G protein-coupled receptor activity; protein binding
Source: RefSeq, a predicted model, not a curated record